Messenger RNA from Drosophila elegans, 2048 nucleotides. Its product is annotated as YLP motif-containing protein 1-like. The transcript is spliced from 5 exons. The record is from RefSeq and is a predicted model, not a curated record. Gene Ontology annotation, molecular function: chromatin DNA binding; transcription coactivator activity. The coding region runs from base 88 to 1950 and encodes 620 amino acids. Lineage: Eukaryota; Metazoa; Arthropoda; Insecta; Diptera; Drosophilidae.
GUCGGCCCGUUGCCGCGAACUGAACUGGAUUUAAUUAAAUUAUAUUGAAGUUAAGUGAAGUGAAGUUAAGAAAGUGAUUUAUCAGCAAUGAAGUAUAUUAGCAAGCGCCAAAGAAAACGACAGGGCUUGCCGAAUGCUGAAAUUCAUCAAGGCAGCGACGCAAAUGGCCAGAAGAAAAAAAUCAAGUGGCUACCAAAGAAAGCCAAAAUAAAGCGAAGCCACAAGAACCCGGCAAAAUUUUUGGAUAGAACGAAUAAAUGCAAAUACCAGUCCAGUUCGUAUUCGUAUGCAUCGGCCGAGCAACGCCAGCGUCCCCAGGGCCCAUUGCUACCGUCACCGGAUGGUUCCCAGUUCGAGGGCAGCGUGACCAGUAGCCAGGAGAGCAGUGCCACAAGCACCAGCAUCAGCACCAUCGGGGGCGAUCUAGAGUUGGAGGGCGCGCAACGCCCCAAGGGACACUAUAUCCACUCCGGCCAGUCCCUAACCCUGGCCAACUUCAUUGAUCCGGAGCUGCUUAUGCGGACAAGCGCGGGCAAGUCUUCGAAAUUGCCGAGAAAGCCAUUAAUGGCUUUGCCCGUACCGCCAAUAACAUCCACAUUACGGAAACCAUCACCGACUCUACCACAACCCAUGAAAUCAGCUUUACCAUCAGAUGUACCAAUACCCAAAGCAUUGCCAUCUUCGUCGUCAAAGCAAUCGCCCAAUUUGGCAACGGCCAGCUUCGCGGAUUGGUACAAGUCCGGUCAGUGGGUCUCGUUUGUGAAUGAUUUCGCCGAGGAUCCCGAUGAUAUCUCAUGGAUCUCUAGUCAGGCAGCCAUACCGCGCAUAUCGGUUCUAUGCAACGAACCCGAUUUCGGGCCACUAAUGACCCCGGAUAAGGGCGAUGGCGUUGCGCCGCCACAAUUCUGGAGGAACCCGCUUAGCCUGGGCGUAUCAGGCUUGGAUAAACCCGAUAAGGAGCUCUUCGAGUACCUCAAACUGAAACCCAUUGGCUAUGAGAUGCUGCUUGCACGGAAGCAGAAGCGGGCCCAGAAGUCAAUCGAUGAGCAGGUCAUGGAGCUGGUCAAGUGGGUGGAGAGUACCCAGUAUAUUUGGCAAGUGAUGCCCGAGAAACCAAUGACCUGGUCCUUGCAGCGACAGCAUCUCCAAAGACCACCGAACUGUGGCAUGUACAUGCCAAAGCAGCAGCAGCUGCAACGCAAACAGCAACACCGCCAGCAACAUCAGCAACAUCAGCAACAUCAGCAACAUCAGCAACAUCAGCAACAUCAGCAACAUCAGCAGCAUCAGCAGCAACAACAGAAGAGAUACCAACAGCAACACAAGAAAUAUCAAUACAAACAGCAGUACAAGGUGCCAGCCAAUCUCUUCAAUCUUGGCGUCCACGACAAUUAUGGUGCCGUUAACUUGUAUCCCCAGCCAAUGGUCACCUGGCCACCGUACACGCAGCAGAGGAUCCCCAUUUCUAACAGGGUUGGAUCGGGAUCGGGUUCGGGAUUCCAUGGCAAUCAGCGCCAUCAAAAGGGUUAUAAUAUCAUUAACAACUGGUGGGACAAUCCCUACUACGUGAACUGCGUCGCCCAGAUGGAGCCCUUCCCGGUGAACCUUCUGCCGGAGGAGCUGCAGGCAGCGCAAAUGUACGCCAUGCAGGCCGUACAUUUCUUCGAGGUGCCGAUGCCCGUGGACAUGAUCCACCAUGGUGCCCCACCGCCUUAUGUGCCCUACCAUCAGGUUCAGCCGCCAUUCCAUCCCCCGAUGGUCCCUCCGAUGGGGGUGCCACCACCUGGGUUCUAUCCAAAGCGCCAGCCAGGACGAAUGCCAGAUGCAGGACCCCAAGGAGUAUAUUACUCAGGAGGAGCAUGCGGCACAAGCAAGGCAAGUGCUGGUGCUACAGGUACAGGUUCAAAAAUUUGGGAACCAAAAGGCUACAGGAGCACCGCUGAUGGCUAGUGGUGACAGUGGUGCCAGUGGCUCCAGUGAUGACCUCCCGGACCUCGAUGUCAUCAAUUUUAACUCUACAAACUUCCCACCGCUUCCCGUGCCUCCGA